Molecule: messenger RNA, 2706 nt
Organism: Stylonychia lemnae
Lineage: Eukaryota; Ciliophora; Spirotrichea; Sporadotrichida; Oxytrichidae
Source: the annotation of a GenBank genome assembly
AUGCACCAUAGAUAUGAGGAGUUUGCUUCAAAAUUGAUAGAUUCAUUAGAAAAGCAAUACUUUCAAGAAAAGAUGAGUGAGUUUAACAAAAAGAGGAAUAUUCUCAGACUACUAUCAGAAUUAUACUUAAAGGGACUAUUUUCUGAGUUUAAGAGACUAUUCAAGUGUAUUACAUUCUUGACUCAAAUAGCACCUGAUAAUAAGGAGGAGUUUGCUAAUGCUCUCAUGGUUGUUACAGAUUACAUGAAAAACUAUGGAGAGUUAUUCUUUCAUUAAAUAAGUAAAUAAAGAAGAGAUGCGAUAGAGAGUGACUAUGAGGUGAAAAUAGAUAGACCUGAUUUCUUAAAUCAUUAAUAAAGAGAAAAAAUUCACUAAUUCUUCCAAGAACAUCUGCAAAAGAAAUGUUUAGAUGAUGUUAAUAACAAGUACGCACUGCUUAAAGAUGCAAAGAGGAAAUUUGAGGAUAAUUUAAAAGAAGUUAAACAGGAUGAAAAAAUUGAGUAGACUUAUUUGACUCAUAGGAACGAAUUUGAAAAAAUGCAUAGCAUUGUGUAGGAAUUUGCCGACAUCAUUGAUACUCCAAUCCCUAAAUUUGAGAUUGAGGAAGACAAAUCUAUUUAAACUAAGAUGUUUAUAAACAAGAAAUCUAAAGUAGAUUCGAAUGAUUAAUUUUCACCUUUUGAUGAUGAGCUAUCCUUUAGUUUUUACAGAGUUUUCCCUGACUUAAGCAGAUUUGUUUAAACAGAUAAAGAGACUUCCCUUUUAACUGCAACUUCAAGUGAAUAAGAUUUAGAUGAAAUGAACAAGAAAAUAUAAAAAAGCUAAACUAAGGAUCAAAUUGAUGAUAGAUCUCUUGAAUUUAUUAAACAGAAUCCACAUACUCAAUAUAAAUCAGGAAGAAAAGAGAUGGCUAAAAUCUUAUUUAAUAUUCCUAGAAACUCUUUAUCCCUCUUACCAUAUUAUGCUAGAUUCACAGCAACUGCACAUUAGUACUUCAAGUAAUUAUUUUAUUUCAAUUAAUUUAUUAGAGAGAUGGGUAAUGAUCUGGCAAAAAUGCUUGAAAAUGAAUUUAAUGAACUAUAUUAGUAGAAUGAUGUUAUUAAGAUAGAGACAAAAAUAAGAAAUAUCAGAUUUUUGGGAGAGUUGACUAAGUUCUAAGUUUGCUCACCUUAAAUCAUUCUUGAGUGUUUGAAGAAAUGUUUAGAUGAUUUUCAUGGCCAUAAUGUCGAAAUAAUAACUAAUCUCCUAGAAACUUGUGGCAAGUACUUGUCUAAGCUUGAUGAAACUUAGCUGAAAGGAGAAUAUUAGCAGCAAAUCUCUCGCCAAUUUAGAAAAUGCUUUGCUGUAAUGCAGAGGUUAGGUUAACUUAAAAUCUCAACCAAGAAAAUAAGAGCUCUUAACAAAUAUUCAACUCUAUAUUAGGCAUUUAUUCUUGGAAAGGCUUUCAAAAUUAACCAUAGAUAAGGUCUUUGUGUUGAUAGAAAAACUUCCAUGAUGGAUACAGUUGCAAUUUUAUUAGCAAGUUUGAAAGAAAAUCACAGACCAUUUAUUGUUAGAUGCUUGGACUAAAUUUUCGAAGAAAUACUAAGAUAGUGUGAGAGAAAUGAUUUUAAAGAAUCUUAAAGAAGAGUUGCAAUCAUGAAAUUUAUCAGUGAAUGCUAUAACUUUAAAGUCAUCCAUACUCAGAAUUUGUUUGACCUUUUAUAUAAGCUUAUCAACUUUGACACAUUCUUCAGAUAAGAUGAUGAAUAUAUGAAAUAACUAGACUCUCACUAAGAUUCAUUUAGAAUUAGAUUAAUAUGCACAGUACUAGAUUCACUGGGAAGAUAUUUCUAAAGAGGUGAAAGAAGGAGGACCAUGGACAGAUUCUUGAUGAAUUUCUAGAAAUAUAUCUAUUCUAAAAACUAUGUGUUAAUGGAUCUUGAAUUUAUGAUUCUUGACACAUUCGAUACUGUCAGACCAAAGUUUAUUAAAUUUGAGAGCUAAGAGGAGGCAAUAAAAGUUUGUGCUAAGAUAGAGGAAUAUGAGGAGCUAGGAAAUGACAUUAUUGAAAUCAUUAGAGCUUAUCAUGAGGACACCGAGAUGUCGUAAUAUAAUAAUGACUAUUACGAUGAUUAUUAUGAUGAGGACUAUGGUGAGGAAGAUGAAGAAUAAGAUUAACAGUAAGAUGAUGAUAAAGACUACCUAGAUGAAUAGUUGAAGGAAUAAAUCAAACUGCAAAAGUAACUAAUAAUGAGUGAGAAUGAAAGAUUAGAUAAGUAAGCUUUUGAAAAAGAAUUAAACCAACUUAUUUAAGAGAGUACCACCGUAGCUAGAAAAGAAGUAGGAAAUAUAUUAUCAUCAUAGAGAAAAGAAAUCUUAAUUCCUUUCUCUUAAAUAAAAAAUAAAAUGUCACAGCAAAAGUAAUAAACUUAGCCAGCUCAAAGCAAUAUUGAUCAAAAGAAACCAAUUAACAUGAAUAGCAUGGCAUUUGCUCUAGUGACAAAGAAGGGAAAUAAAACUAAUGUUAAAUAAAUAGACGUUCCAGUAGACGCUUAUCUAGCAGUAAAGACUAAAGAGAGGAUUCAGGCUGAAGAGGAAGAAAGAGAAAAGGUAAAGGAGCAAAUCUUAAAAAUGACUGCUCAUCAAGAUGGAGAUAAAUAAGAACCAAAUACUUACUCAGAUGAUGGAGGAUCGUAUGGUAAUGAAGAUGAAAAUGACGAAUGA